Ornithodoros turicata is the source of this 639-nucleotide messenger RNA. RefSeq lists its product as uncharacterized. Lineage: Eukaryota; Metazoa; Arthropoda; Arachnida; Ixodida; Argasidae. The record is from RefSeq and is a predicted model, not a curated record. Gene Ontology annotation, molecular function: nucleic acid binding. Bases 1 to 639 code for a protein of 212 amino acids. The transcript has a single exon.
AUGAUGCUGGUUGCUUUUACUAGUCAGCACCACCGUGAUUGGGACCUUCGCCUGACUGAGCUGGCGUUCGCUACACGGACAACGGUCAACAGAUCUACAGGGUUCACCCCGGCGUUCCUGAACUUGGGGCGAGAGGCUCCUUCUCCAGUAGAGAAUGUCCUGGGCCUCUGGGAUGGCAGUACCCAGCCUCCUUAUUCAAGGUACCCUGAGGACCUCCAGAGCCGACUGGACGUCGCAGCUCGGAUGGCUCGGGAGAACUUGGACGUCGCAAGGAUGGACCAGGCUCGCCAGUCCAACCGUGGACGACGGAAUCUCACCUACAGCGUCGGUGACCUUGUCCUUCGACGGACUCACCCGCUUAGUGAUGCGUCACGCGGCUUUGCAGCUUCGCUCGCAGAUAGGUGGGAUGGCACCUUCGAGGUAAGUGCGUGCUCCUCCUGCCUGACUUACAGACUUCGUCGCUGCGACACUGGCGAGGAAGCUGGGCCAGUACACAUCUCGGAUCUGAAAACUUACCACCUCCGCGACCCCGAGGGCGGAGAAGCACCUCUUCAGCCUCCACCUCAAGACCUGGACGACGAUCCCGCUCCCGGACCCUCCAGUCGCUACAGUUUCCGUUCCCGCAGGCGACGCACGUAG